AUGGGGGUCUCUCUGUUCUUCGCCUUGACUCUUCUCUCACUCUGUUUGCACACUUCAACAUCCGAGCUACUACAGUUUCAGCUCUCCACCAUAUCAGCUGCACCUUCGUUUCUGCCCGAAGCGCCUUCAGCUUCACCUCCGGAGGCUAUGUCUCCGGAUAUAUCUCCUCUGUUCCCUACUCCGGGUUCGAGUGAAAUGUCUCCUUCUCCGUCAGACUCUUCUGAGAUGCCGACGAUCCCCUCGAGCCUUAGUCCACCAAACCCAGAUGCCGUCGGUCGUGAACCUCUGCUUGACACUUCUCCGUUGUGUAAGUACGUUCUCUAUGCUCUUUCAGUUUCUGACGAUACUUUGUUUCCUCUUUUGAGCUGCUCCUUUCGUUUACUUCACAGAGAGAAGAUCACACUUAAGAUGUUGUAUAUCAAUCUAUUCCCAGAAGAGAAGAGGAACGAUCCGGAGAUCAGCCUUCAAUCUCAACGUCGAAGAUUCGCCAGCGUUGAAGUCGUUGACAAGAUCAACAACCUCGACAAAGCAUGGCGUCAGGGUACGUAUCUCAUUAUACUGAGGAUCGUUUCUAUCCUUGAGCUUGAUUUGCUUGCUAACAACGUUUCUGACGUGAUUCAGGCUAAUGGAGACAUGGGUUCUGAGUAUGAGGUCCCAAUCCCACAAUGUAUGGUGGAUACAAUUGACCAGACACACAGAUUCAGGGUUUGUUACUAG
Eruca vesicaria subsp. sativa (arugula) is the source of this 717-nucleotide messenger RNA. Lineage: Eukaryota; Viridiplantae; Streptophyta; Magnoliopsida; Brassicales; Brassicaceae. The record is from the annotation of a GenBank genome assembly.